Messenger RNA from Paraglomus brasilianum, 240 nucleotides. NCBI's taxonomy places the organism in Eukaryota, Fungi, Glomeromycota, Glomeromycetes, Paraglomerales, Paraglomeraceae. The record is from the annotation of a GenBank genome assembly.
GACCCUGUAGGAAAAAAUUAUACCCUUGAAAUAACUGAUGGUGAAACGCUUGCAAAUGAUAAAGUAAUGGAAUGUUUUGAUUCAUUAGAGUUAUUUGGAUGGUGGUUCAGGAAAGAAGGACCGACUAUAUACUUGUACUUCGAUAACAAAAUAAAUUCGAGAAAGGCAAAUAAUUGGGUGGAAUCAAAUCAUCCGGAUGUAAGGGUUUGGGAAAUAGAGAAAAGAAAAAGUUGGUCAUAA